This is a messenger RNA of Sorex araneus (European shrew), 1731 nucleotides long. It is a transcript of the gene PCOLCE, whose product is annotated as procollagen C-endopeptidase enhancer. Bases 57 to 1445 code for a protein of 462 amino acids. Lineage: Eukaryota; Metazoa; Chordata; Mammalia; Eulipotyphla; Soricidae. The transcript has 9 exons. The record is from RefSeq and is a predicted model, not a curated record. Gene Ontology annotation, molecular function: protein binding.
CCGAGGCUGCAGGCUCAGCUGCUGUGGCCUCCGGACCCGGCACCUCUCCCCCCGCCAUGCUGCCUCCGGCCACGGCCUCCCUCCUGGGGCGCCUCCUCGCUGCCUGCGCCCUGCUGCCCUUCGCCCAGGGCCAGAACCCCAACUACACCAGACCCGUGUUCCUGUGUGGAGGCGAGGUGUCUGGGGAAUCAGGGUACGUGGCAAGCGAGGGCUUCCCCAACCUCUACCCCCCCAAUAAGGAAUGCGUCUGGACAGUUACGGUCCCCGAAGGCCAGAAGGUGUCUCUGUCCUUCCGCGUCUUCGACCUGGAGCAGCACCCCGCGUGCCGGUACGACGCCCUGGAGGUCUUCGCCGGGGCGGGCACUGCGGGCCAGCGGCUGGGCCGCUUCUGCGGCACCUUCCGGCCGGCGCCCGUCGUCGCCCCCGGCCACCAGGUGACCCUGCGGAUGACGACGGACGAGGGCACGGGAGGACGAGGCUUCCUGCUCUGGUACAGCGGGCGGGCCACCGCGGGCACUGAGCACCAGUUUUGCGGGGGGCGCCUGGAGAAGGCCCAAGGAACCCUGACCACGCCCAACUGGCCCGAGUCCGAUUACCCCGCGGGUAUCAGCUGUUCCUGGCACAUCAUAGCGCCCCAAGACCAGGUCAUCUCGCUGACCUUCGGGAAGUUUGAUCUGGAGCCGGACACCUACUGCCGUUACGACUCGGUCAGCGUGUUCAAUGGGGCAGUGACCGAUGACGCCAAGCGACUGGGGAAGUUCUGCGGGGACACUGCACCCGGGCCCAUCUCCUCUGAUGGGAACGAGCUCCUUGUCCAGUUCGUUUCUGACCUCAGCGUCACGGCCGACGGCUUCUCCGCCUCUUACCGGACGGUGCCUCGAGGUGCCGCCGAAGUCCCAGCCCCGAACCCGGGAGCCGAAGCCCGGCCCCGGCCUCCAGCCCCUCGCCCCGGCCCCAAGCCUGGACCGGGGCCCAAACCCAAACCCAAACCCAAGGACACACCUGAGGCUGCAGCCACUCCCGAGGGGCCCAGUACACCCAGUGUUCCCUGUCCCAAGCAGUGCCGGAGGAGCGGCACCCUGCAGAGCAACCUAUGUAGCAGCAGCCUGGUGGUGACAGCCACCGUGAAGUCAGUGGUCCGGGGCCCAGGGGACGGUCUGACUGUCACUGUCAGCCUCAUGAGCGUGUACAAAAACGGAGGCCUCGACCUGCCCUCUCCCCCCACUGACGCGCCCCUGAAGUUUCAUGUGCCCUGCAGGCAGUGUCCCCCCAUGAAGAAAGGAGCCAGUUACCUGAUCAUGGGCCAGGUGGAGGGCAACCGGCCCGUGCUCCCUCCCCAGAGCUUUGUGGUUCUCUACCGGAACAACCAGGACACCAUCCUCACCAACCUCAGCAAGAGAAAGUGCCCCCCGCAAUCUCUUAGGGCCACGCGGUCCCAGGGCUGAGACCCAAGUCCAGCCGCCACUAUCUGGGACCCUUUUGUCGUUCAACUAAACGAGAAAGGGGUCACAUCUCCAUGUCUAGGGUUUUGGAGGGGGACCCCAGUUUAGGGAUUUCUAGUCAUUGAGGUUUUUCCCAUACAGAAUAGUCUUUUCAGAACGUAACUAGGAACUCACCACCCCAUGUGCUCCAAACUCCCGUAUUCACCAUAUUCUCCCCCACUCGGUCCUGCUGCUAUGCAGGAGAUGAAUCUGUUCAUUCCCUUGAUUGUGGCGAUGUUCACAAUGAGUA